Messenger RNA from Raphanus sativus (radish), 1472 nucleotides. Its product is annotated as putative FBD-associated F-box protein At5g56560. The transcript is spliced from 3 exons. The record is from RefSeq and is a predicted model, not a curated record. Lineage: Eukaryota; Viridiplantae; Streptophyta; Magnoliopsida; Brassicales; Brassicaceae. Bases 191 to 1378 code for a protein of 395 amino acids.
UAUUUCGACUAAUUUCUGGGAAAACGAAUCUGCUGCAAGUCUUUUGAGAAUCUGUCCUGUUCUUAAAGAUUUGGUUGUGGACCAGACCAAAGUAUUCAGUAGUAACGUGUGUGCUUCUAUCACUUGCAGUGCCCUAAAAACAUUGAUACUCGGUGGACUAACUAUCAACGCUGUUCCACCAUCGUUUUCCAUGCCAUCACUCAAAGCUAUGCAACUUUUGUCUGUUAAGUUCUCUGGAGGCGAAUCAGUUUUAAGUCUUUUACAAAAAUGCCCUGUUCUUGAGGAUUUGGUUGUUAACCAAACACAAGUAUUCGAUAGUAAUGAGUGUACUAUGAGUAGUUGCAGAACAUUAAAAAAGUUGACGCUCAGUGAACUAAGUAUCAAGGCGGUUCCGCCUUGGUUUCGCUUGCCAUCGCUCAAAACUCUGCACCUUUUAUCGGUCAAGUUCUCGGGUGAAGAAUCCAUUGCAAGUUUCUUACCGGUUUGCCCUGUUCUCGAAUGUUUGGUUGUGGACCGAACCAAAGACGACAGUGUGAUGUUCGAGGACGUUCCGGUUUGGUUUUGUUUGCCAUCACUCAAGAGUCUGCACCUUUUAUCUGUUAAAUUCUCGGACGAAGAAUCUUUUUCCAAGCUUAUAGAAAGAUGCCCGGUUCUCGAAGAUUUGGUUAUAAACAACACCUUGGAUGACAAUGUGAUGAUAUUCAACAUCGAUACACCUUCUUUGAGGAGCUUAUCUAUCGUUAACUCUAUAAGAAAAAAUCCCCACGUUAUGGAAAAGCAUGGGUUUGUGAUAAAUGCUCCUUCUUUGGAGAAAAUAAACUUUAAAGAUACAUUCAGUAACCUUCUAGUGUUUGAGCAUAUGCCAGCGGUGACCGAGGCUAAUAUCCAGGUUAUUUGUGGCCAGUCUAAAAAGUUCAUAGGAUCUUUUACCUCAAUCCGUCAACUAUCUGUAUGUUCUCUAUCUUCAGAGACUCCAUAUCCUAGUGGCACUAUCUUCCCUUAUCUUGAACAUCUAGAGCUAUGUACAUGUUCUGCGGGAUGGGCCAAUCUACUUGUUUGUAUACUUAAAGACGCUCCAACACUCAGAUAUCUCAAGCUUAAGUCGCAACAUGGUGCCGAUUACAAUGAUCCGAUGAAUUACUGGAACAAACCAACAGCUGUUCCAGAAUGUUUAUCAACGCAUCUCGAGAUCAUGGAAUGGAGACAAUAUGAAGGCACAGAGGAAGUGAUGAACGUGGCUGCUUACAUACUAGCAAACGCAAGAUGUUUAAAGACGGCUACGUUCUCAACAAGAUGUGGAGACAAACAUCACAGCAUGCUCAGAGAGUUAAGGAGUCUGAAGAGAGGUUCAGAUACAUGUCAAUUAUUGUUUGACUAAACUUUUAUGUGAUGUGGAGUGGUGUGUUUCUUCUAGAAGACACAUAUGAUUCUUUAGGUUUCUUCUGUCCUUGUCUCUGACUUUAUUUUAGUUU